AUGGAUCCCCAAAUUGAAGAACUAUUAGGCCUAGAAGCCGUCCGUACAAGAGCGCAUAUUGUCCUCAAACUAGCCGAGGAGGGUCGUUUGAACCAUUUCAACUACCAUCCUCAACGCAUGGAGGAUGCCACCGAUUACGUACUUAAGCUAAUUCAGCGUGACUUCGGCCCCGACAGAUAUCACCUGAUUCCGCCCCAUGGACGCUGGCAGCAUUUCGAAGUCGGCGGGGUUCCCCGCAUAACCACUCUUCUAGCUGAAUGGGAUGAGGAGAAAUGUGACACCACCGAAAAGACACGCAGACUGAUAGAUCUUUUCUUCGUCUCUGUCCUCUUGGAUGCUGGUGCCGGAGACUUUUGGAAAUUCAAUGAGUCACAAAGCGGUCUGACGCUCAAUCGAAGCGAAGGUAUUGCAGUCGCGGCCCUGCAUAUGUUCCUAAACGGCGACUUUGCUGGCCAGGAGUCACUAGUGAAACACACCGCCAACGGCGAUGCUUUGCGCAAUAUUAAUGUAGACAUUUUAUCCCGUGGACUCCAGGUCAAUGAGGCCAAUCCCAUGAUCGGAGUAGCUGCACGCGCAGAUAUACUCCGUAAACUCGGCGAGUCUUUGAAGAACUUGACAGAUAUCUUUGGACCUUCUGGCCGUCCUGGUAAUCUUGUUGACUAUCUCAUUGCCAAAUCAAAUGAUGGAAAGCUCGACUAUAAGGAUCUUUGGAACGUGCUACAACGCCUCCUGAUCCCCAUCUGGCCGUCCGACCGUACUCACCUAAACGGACAGCCUAUCGGCGAUGCAUGGCCCCUACGAGCACUUGAACAGCGGGCUGGAUCGGAGUCGAAACCCUACUCUAACAUCCAGCCCUUCCAUAAGCUGACUCAAUGGCUGGCGUACUCGUUGAUGGUGCCGUUCUCUCGUCUGCUCUCCGUCUCAUGGUCUAAUACCGAACUGGGGACUGGACUGCCAGAGUAUCGCAAUGGAGGACUGCUUGUCGACAUGGGAGUCCUAGAAUUGAAGCCCGAGGCACUGCAGCGAGGGUUGAGCCUUUCGGGUAGUAGCUUGCCUUCGUUCGGUGCGGGCGAUGACGAGAUCGUGGAAUGGCGGGCGAUGACUGUUGCCCUACUUGAUGUCCUGCAUACGAAGAUCCUCGCCCGCUUGGAUGGUGUCCAAUUGUCUCUACCUCAGGUGUUGGAGGCGGGCUCUUGGAAAGCGGGUCGUGAGCUCGCAGCGGCUAAACGUCCAGAGACCAAGUGCAGUCCUAUCCUGAACUUUGGUGAUGGUACCUUGUUCUAG
Messenger RNA from Penicillium vulpinum, 1284 nucleotides. Its product is annotated as URC4/urg3 family protein. The record is from RefSeq and is a predicted model, not a curated record. NCBI's taxonomy places the organism in Eukaryota, Fungi, Ascomycota, Eurotiomycetes, Eurotiales, Aspergillaceae. The transcript is spliced from 4 exons. The coding region runs from base 1 to 1284 and encodes 427 amino acids.